AUGGCGGCAACUGAUGCGAAAAGUCAUGAAAACAAGGACAUUCAAGGCCACUCAAAGUCCGAAAAUUUCAAGAAGAAAAUUGUUUUGACUGAGGACGAUGUCCCAGGGGCAUCGUUCAAAAAUAAGGAUCCUCAAAUCUUUCAUAAUGAACAACUUAAACGUUGGUUAAAGUGUCGAGGUGCUAGUGUGGGUGGGAGUCGAAGAGAAUUACUUACAAGGUUUGUAGUUCUGUCAGUAUUUUUCUGUCAGUAUUUUAAGAAUUAAAGCGAUUUUCUAAGGGCCCAGCUGUGUCUUUGACUUUAAUAGAAUAAAGGAUUAUCAAGUAUCAGGCCAGGACAAGAAAAUCGUCGAUCCAGAUGGAGGGAUACAUCUUCGCAGACUUCGACUUGAGCGCGAGCUGCGGUCACAACAAACCAGCGAUAAUCUUCCCAUGAGAGCUACAUGGCCCAGCGAUGGUUGGACAUUAUCCUUGGAACAAAUGCCUCCGUUUCAGCAUUGUUAUUUGUUUGCUCAUUUAGCCGGAGAAAUGGAAAGUAACUCGAAGAAAGUUCGCCGAGGUGCUUUCAAAAGCAAGCGUGAAGGUUACGCUCUAUAUAAAUCCGGACAUGUGCAAAAGGUAAAGUUCAACCACACGACAGAUGAACAUUUCUGUUUUUUUGAAAGCCGCGUAAAGGCCUCCAUGACUAGAAACAAACUAUACAGGAUAAGAGUAUCACUAAGUAAGCAAACGGCUCAGGUGAAGUCUGGUGCAUGUAACUGUAAAGCAGGAGCUAAUGGUCGAUGCAAGCAUAUUGGCGCAUUGCUGUACAAAAUACUCGAUUUUACUGAAAGCGAAGUGGAUGAAAUACCACCAGACCUUACGUGCACUGAAAGACCACAACAGUGGCACAUACCCCGCUCUAAUUCUUCAAAGGACGAACUAGUUCUAUUGGAUGAGUUAUUAGUGAUUAAGCAUAAUUAUGAGGCCGAUAAAAAGAGGAACAAAAGCGAGGUAAGGACUCAGAGAAAAGUGGAAAAGCAAAUGUACGACGCUGCACCCUCUUUUGCCAGAAAAAUCAAUGAACAUCAAAUAAAACAGUUUUCUGAGGACUUGAAAGCAGCAAAAACAAAGAACCGACAAAUGCUUAUUGAUUUGUUAGAAGGGAAUGAAUGCAAGCCCAUUGUCACUCAAGACAUAACCCUAAGGGAAAAUCGAGACAACAUACUGAAGGAUCAUGAUUAUUGUUGUCAUUCAAACAGAAAACGUCAAAAUGAAAUUGGGGAUGCAGAUAGUGGCAUUCAUCUUCCUUGCAAAAUCAUUAAAACGGAAAGCGUUAUUGAGCCACUCGAUACAAAUUUUGACAAUCGAUUUUGCUUGUCUCAUUGUGAAGCUGUCCAAGUUGAUGCUCCUGACAGUGAGCGAUCUGUUACUGAAGAUGACAACCAAGAAUGUGUACAAUCCCUUCCGCCCGAGAACCCGUGUAUAAACACCAGUUUCUCUUACAUUGAAAAACAUAUCAUUUCUGAGUGGAAUUUUCCCGAAUCUUAUUCUGAUGAUUAUGAUUUGAAUGAAGAAAAUUUCAGAAAGGUGUGCACUGACUUUGUUGGAAAACUUAGUAUAACUGAGACUGAAAUAUCUGAGACAGAAAUACAAACAAGGGGUCAGUCUGAAAAUACACAGUGGUUCAAAUACAGAUGUGCACGAGUAACAGCAUCCAAGUUUGGGGAAAUUAAGAACAGAAGAUCCACCACUGCACCUGAUCGUUUGAUACGUGAUAUUUUUCAGUACAAUCCAAAAGGUAAAACACCCCAUCAAUGUCAAGAAGGUUUAAGGCUUGAGCCCAUAAUCAAAGAGAAGUAUAUAGCCAAGCAAUCUGAAAAUGGCCACACUGGAAUAAAGGUAUCUGAAAAAGGAUUGAUCAUUGACAAAAAAAACCCUUUGCUUGCAGCUAGUAUUGAUGGUGAAGUUUAUGACCCGACAGCAAAGCACAGUCCAGUUGGAAAUCUUGAAAUGAAAUAUAAACAAUUUCCCAGCAGAUUAUGUACAGAACAGAAAAUUGAGGACAAUUUAUUACAUUUCAUUGCUAAGCAUGCAAAAGACUCAUGUCUUCAAAUAACCAGUAAUGGACUCAAGCUCAAAACUCGUCAUCAUUACUAUGCCCAAAUACAAGGAGGUAUGGGUAUUUCAGGAAGGCAAUGGUCUGAUUUGGCAGUCUAUUGUUACUACAGAAAUGUGGAGGAUUUGCAUAUUGAAAGAAUUUACUUUGACCCAAUUUAUUGGAAUGAUCUUAAACGUAACUUAUUAGAUUUUUGUUUACAUGCUGUAGUACCUGAGAUUAUCACCAGGAGAAUCAAAAGAGGAAAACCACUUCAUCCCACAGUGUAUUGUUACAAGAAGUAA
This is a messenger RNA of Porites evermanni, 2380 nucleotides long. NCBI's taxonomy places the organism in Eukaryota, Metazoa, Cnidaria, Anthozoa, Scleractinia, Poritidae. The record is from the annotation of a GenBank genome assembly.